AGCCUGUUCCACGGCCCCGCCGAGGCGGCCGCGCUGGCCGAGGCCGCGCGGCUCUUCCUGCGCCAGGAGCGGGACCUGCGGCAGCGCCUGGGGUUGCGCGGUGGCUUCGGCGAGCACGUGGCGGCGGCGCAGAGCUGCGGGGCCUUCGCCGCCCGCCUGCACCUGGAGCGGGGGCAGCCCGCGCUGGCGGCCGGGCCGUGCCUGGAGCUGGCGGCGGCGCUCCGCGACACGGGACAGC
Molecule: messenger RNA, 238 nt
Organism: Onychostruthus taczanowskii (white-rumped snowfinch)
Lineage: Eukaryota; Metazoa; Chordata; Aves; Passeriformes; Passeridae
Product: 40-kDa huntingtin-associated protein-like
Exons: 1
Biological process (GO): vesicle cytoskeletal trafficking
Cellular component (GO): early endosome
Source: RefSeq, a predicted model, not a curated record